AUGUGCGAUGUCUUCUCUUUGGCUUUGCAAGAGGUCCAGAACCAGCAGCGAGACUCCUUGGCAGCGAUGGAUUUGCUGAGGCAACAGCAUGUGGAGUGGCAGCAGUCUGUAACUGCCCUGUUGAGCCGUGUUGGACAAAUCUCAACGCCUCUCACCGAGAAGGCAGCGGUGCCAAGUGUGGUGCCUUCGAAAGCCACUGACGAGCCACGCGAGCCAGUCGUUUUGGCUUUGCCCCCGGCCGAGUGUGUCCAGACCCCAGCGGAGCUCCAGAGACUCCGGAGCUCCGAAAGCGAAGCCACGGUGCUGGACCCCAACGACACCUCUGAAGCGGCCAGAGUCAGCCAGAUGAGACAAACCUUGAGGCAAACCGUCGGGGCUGACGGCCGCUUGCCCAAGCUCUUGGAAGAGGUCCUGACCGACCACAGCAAAAAGAGGAUCAGGUUGACGGUCUGGCAGGAGAGACGCGAAACCUUAAAGACGGUGGUCGACUCCACAGCCUUUGAAUACGUCACUGCAGUUUUGAUCCUGAUGAACAUUGCGCUCAUUGGUGUAGAGGCUGAGAUGGAUUUGUUAGGCAUGGACACCUGGUGGGCUGCCGACGUCGAGAGGAUCUUCUUGGGGAUCUACACGGUGGAGCUACUCAUCCGACUCACUGCAGGUGGACGAGAGGCCUUCCAAAAUUCCUGGUUUUGGCUGGACGUGUUUUUGGUUUGCGUCGGUUUGGUGGCCUUGGUGGUUGUGCCCUUGGUGGAGUCAGAGGCCAGCUCCCAGGAAGGCUGGAUGCAGCUUUUGAUCGUCAGAGGCCUUCGCUUGCUUCGCUUGGCCCGGAUCCUUCGGACGGUGAAGCGCUUCAAGGUGGUUUGGCGCCUCGUGUCCGGGCUGCUCUCCGUGUGGGACACCAUGGCCUCAACGACCGUUUUGAUCUUCUUGGGUCUUUACAUCUUCGGUUGUAUCGCUGCGGAGGUCAUUGCAAAUGACCCGGAUCUCAGAGACAAUGCAGAGACUGCAGGUAUCGUGAGGAGGAACUUCAGCAGUUUGCCCAAAGCAACGCUGACCUUGUUGCAGUUUGUUACUCUGGAUGGCAUCGCCAACAUCUACUUUCCGCUCGUCAUGCAGAAACCCUUCCUGAUCAUUUAUUUCCUUCCCCUCUUGAUGUUCUUGUCAAUUGCAUUAAUGAACUUGGUCACUGCAGUUUUGGUGGAGCAUGCGCUCGAGCAUGCCUCUCAAGAAGCAGAGCUUGCACGCAUCAAGACCAAAGAGCAGAUCAAGGCCACUCUGCCUGACUUGCUGGAGAUUUUCUCGGCCUUGGACCAGGAUGGGAGCGGCUACAUCACACUUGAGGAGGUGGCUAAUGUGCCUUUGCAUGUGCUGCCCCAGAAGGUCUAUGAGAAGGUCACUGUCGACAGCAUGGAGGACAUGUUCGAGCUUCUGGACGCAGACGGUGGCGGUAGCUUGAGCUUAGCUGAGUUCUUGGAGGGUUUGCUCUCGGUGCUACUCAUGGACAUGCCUAGUUGGGCAGUGCAGUUGCAGAAGUUGGUGAUUCCUAUUCGGAGGCAGACGAUUCAAAUCUCCAAUGAACUGGAGCUUUUGAAAAGAGGUCGUGAUCCUGGUGAGAAUUCCCCUGGUCUGACAGUCGAGAAUGCUCGUUUGUGA
Messenger RNA from Durusdinium trenchii, 1653 nucleotides. The record is from the annotation of a GenBank genome assembly. NCBI's taxonomy places the organism in Eukaryota, Dinophyceae, Suessiales, Symbiodiniaceae.